Daucus carota subsp. sativus is the source of this 1528-nucleotide messenger RNA. Its product is annotated as putative serine/threonine-protein kinase. Lineage: Eukaryota; Viridiplantae; Streptophyta; Magnoliopsida; Apiales; Apiaceae. Gene Ontology annotation, biological process: protein phosphorylation. Gene Ontology annotation, molecular function: ATP binding; protein serine/threonine kinase activity. The transcript has 6 exons. The coding region runs from base 284 to 1396 and encodes 370 amino acids. The record is from RefSeq and is a predicted model, not a curated record.
UUUAAUCCAACCACAAUGUUUUGGCCCACCCACUUUAUCAUCAUCAUCUUUCUCAACAGCCCAACUCUUUAUAUAUAAUGUCACACCACCUCCAUUUGAUUAGUUUUACUUCAAACAAACACUCUUUAAUUCAAGAACUUCAUCUGGGGUGCCUUGAUUUGAGGUUUUGGUUGUGGGUUUUUGUUGAAUUUAUGUGUAGUUUGGAUCAUAAUCACAAAGAAGGUUAUUUGUGCUUGAAAGUUUUAGCUUUGGUGUAAGUUCUUGAUUGGAGGUUUAUGAAGCUAUGGGCUUUUGUUGUUUUGGUGCAUUUGAAUCAAGUAAAGAGAAGAGCAGAGAGCAAGAAGAAGAAAUUGGUACCAGCAACGUGAAGCUUUUUUCCUACAAUUCAUUGAGAUCAGCAACAAGUCUUUUUCAUCCAUCAAACAAAGUAGGUGGAGGUGGUUUUGGAGUUGUCUAUAGGGGAAUUUUGAGAGAUGGCACUCGUGCUGCUAUCAAGAUACUCUCUUCCGAUUCAAAACAAGGGACCAAAGAGUUUUUGACUGAGAUAAAUAUGAUAUCAACUGUCAGACAUCCUAACCUUGUUCAACUGAUUGGUUGUUGUGUUGAGGACAAAAAUCGGAUCUUGUUGUAUGAAUAUCUGGAGAACAAUAGCCUUUCUAGCGUUUUACUGCGUCCAAAAGGUAAAGGAGUUCACCUGGACUGGCCUAAGAGGGUUACUAUUUGCAUGGGUACAGCUUCUGGUCUUGCAUUUCUUCAUGAAGAAGCUAACCCGCAAAUUGUUCACCGAGAUAUAAAAGCCAGCAAUAUACUUCUGGACGAAAAUUUUCACCCUAAAAUAGGAGAUUUUGGGUUGGCAAAACUUUUCCCUGACAAUGUCACCCAUAUCAGCACUCGAGUGGCUGGAACAGUGGGAUAUCUGGCUCCUGAAUACGCCAUGUUAGGUCAACUCACAAAGAAGGCAGAUGUAUAUAGUUUUGGUGUACUUAUACUAGAAAUUGUUAGUGGCAAAAGUAGUAGCAUGGCAGCAUUUGGGGAGGAUCUCUUGGUUCUUGUGGAAUGGGCAUGGCAGCUUAAAGAAGAAGAAAGACUUCUAGAUUUAGUAGACCCUGAACUGACAGAGUAUCCGGCAGCUGAGAUGUUGAGGUUCAUCAAGGUAGCACUCUUUUGUACUCAAGCAGCUUCGAACCACAGGCCUUCCAUGAAGCAAGUACUGGAUAUGCUUUCAAAAGAUGUUAACCUUAACGAGAAAUUAUUAACGGAAGCUGGUGUAUACAGGCGUUACACCUCACAACAUACAGGUGGUAAAGAAACUAGAGGCAACAAGCAGAGUAAUCCUUCUGUAAGCUCAAACCAUUUAGACAGCUUUCAGAGCGUAACAACUAUACUUCCAAGAUGAAAUAUAUACAUAUACCACACAUCUUCAGUUUGUGUUAAAAACAUAUAUUUGUGAAACAAAGGUUUGCUGUGUUUAACAAGUAUUUCCUGUGUUUACAUUCACCCGAAAGCUCGGCUCAUACCGCAGUAUGCU